AUGUCGUUCCAGAGCUGCAAUGAAGACAUUGAUCUGAGCUGCAGAGAGCAGCCUGGGUACAUGCAACCUACCACAGCAAGCUCUCAGUACAAAGUGUUCAUUUUCAAGAUUCUGCCCUUUCUGCUCUUCAGCGCUGUAAAACUCAACCUCAUCUUGGUUCUGUCGCUGUCCAUGGUGCACACCUUUUGGUGUUACCCAGUUUUCUCUUCUAAGGUGACUGGGAAACCUGAUUACUUUCUCAUCCUACUGAGCAGCUGCCCAACCAGGAUGGAGGGGAGCGACGGACUAGCUUUUCUAAAGCCAGUUUUGGAGAAGACAUCGAUGAAAAGGUCCUUUCGCAACGGAGUCGGCUCAGGGGUGAAAAAAACUUCAUUUCGAAGAGCAAAGCAAUGA
Molecule: messenger RNA, 393 nt
Organism: Peromyscus eremicus (cactus mouse)
Lineage: Eukaryota; Metazoa; Chordata; Mammalia; Rodentia; Cricetidae
Gene: Nps
Product: neuropeptide S
Exons: 3
Coding region: 1-393 (130 amino acids)
Biological process (GO): positive regulation of action potential; positive regulation of synaptic transmission, glutamatergic; positive regulation of synaptic transmission, GABAergic
Cellular component (GO): extracellular region
Source: RefSeq, a predicted model, not a curated record